This is a messenger RNA of Spirodela intermedia, 78 nucleotides long. NCBI's taxonomy places the organism in Eukaryota, Viridiplantae, Streptophyta, Magnoliopsida, Alismatales, Araceae. The record is from the annotation of a GenBank genome assembly.
AUGAAUUUAGAAGUUGUUUGGUGCUGCUCAAAACUCUUAUUUUAUUGUGAUCAUCUCUAUUAUAUGCUUGUCGAAUAA